Cimex lectularius (bed bug) is the source of this 1534-nucleotide messenger RNA. RefSeq names its product tryptophan 2,3-dioxygenase (gene vermilion). Gene Ontology annotation, molecular function: metal ion binding; L-tryptophan 2,3-dioxygenase activity; heme binding. The coding region runs from base 86 to 1258 and encodes 390 amino acids. The transcript is spliced from 9 exons. The record is from RefSeq and is a predicted model, not a curated record. NCBI's taxonomy places the organism in Eukaryota, Metazoa, Arthropoda, Insecta, Hemiptera, Cimicidae.
UGGGGAGUACCUCAUGUUACAUAAUAGAAGCUGAAUAAAAGAGCAUUCCUAACGGGCAUACUGCAAGAACAACUUGCUACCGACAAUGAGUUGUCUCGCGAAUAGCAGAAAAAAUGAUGAAAAUGAAGAGUGCCCAUUGGGCGAGCAGGAUGGGAUGCUGUAUGCUGAUUACUUACAACUUAACAAAAUCUUAACAGCUCAACGAAUGCUGAGCACAGAACACAAUGCUACAGUUCAUGACGAACAUUUGUUCAUUAUUACGCAUCAAGCUUAUGAGCUGUGGUUCAAGCAGAUAAUUCAUGAACUCGACUCAAUCAGAGUGAUAUUCAAUAAACCUGAGGGACUAGAAGAAUCUGAAACGCUUGAAAUAUUGAAGAGGUUAAGCAGAAUAGUGCUGAUAUUAAAGCUUUUAGUGGACCAAGUAAUGAUCCUGGAAACAAUGACACCUCUAGAUUUCAUGGAGUUUCGAGAGUAUUUAUGCCCUGCAUCAGGUUUUCAAAGUGUUCAAUUUCGAUUGAUUGAAAAUAAAUUAGGGAUGAAACAAGAAAACAGAGUCCGAUUCAAUCAAAGUUAUCAUAGUGUGUUUGGUAGGGAUGAAGUUGCCCUUGCAGACAUUGCCCAAUCAGAAAAAGAACCAUCUUUAGCACAAUUAGUCGAAAGGUGGCUUGAGAGGACUCCUGGUCUUGAAACUGAUGGCUUCAAUUUUUGGGGAAAAUAUAAGCAAAAUGUAGAGGUUCUCUUAAAAUCCUACUACACCUCUGCGACGGCAUCGCAAACUGAAUCUGAAAAAAGUUUUAAACUAGCUGAUUAUGAAAAAAAGAAAGCUACCUUUGACUCUGUUCUAAAUCCAAACAUUCAUGCUGCGCUUAUAAACAGAGGGGAAAGGCGAUUUACACACAAAGCUUUACAGGGCGCUAUUAUGAUUACAUUUUACAGGGAUGAACCUCGGUUUUCUCAGCCUCAUCAACUUUUGACAUUGUUGAUGGACAUUGAUUCAUUAGUCACAAAGUGGAGAUAUAAUCAUGUGUUGAUGGUUCAAAGAAUGAUAGGAUCACAAAAUUUAGGAACAGGAGGAUCAUCAGGUUAUCAAUACCUUCGCUCAACAUUAAGUGAUCGCUACAAAGUCUUUCUGGAUUUAUUUAAUCUGUCAACAUUUUUGCUCCCUCGUCAAUAUAUUCCUCCAUUGACUAGUUCUAUGAGAAAUAAAUUGAACGUAUACUGCGGGAUUUCCACUGAAGAAAACAACCCUAAGAAAUGACAAAUGAAUUUUUUUCUAUACACUGUGCAAAUAUACUUAUGUACAGAAAUGAAUACAAUUAUCCAAGUUCAAAAAUUAAUAAUUGAAAGUUUCACACUUUGUAAUUUUCUUUAAAUAUGUAUUUUGGCAUUUAAUUUAACAUUAACAACAACAAAAAAUCAAAUUUCUUUACUAUGUUCAUAUUAACAAAUUAUUUGUUUUAUAUCAUUGUACAAUAAAAAGCUAAUUAUGUAAUAUACGUAAUUGUAAACAAAUUAUAAAACAAAAUAUAUGGUA